Messenger RNA from Dunckerocampus dactyliophorus (ringed pipefish), 3171 nucleotides. It is a transcript of the gene bub1, whose product is annotated as BUB1 mitotic checkpoint serine/threonine kinase. The record is from RefSeq and is a predicted model, not a curated record. Lineage: Eukaryota; Metazoa; Chordata; Actinopteri; Syngnathiformes; Syngnathidae. Bases 49 to 3045 code for a protein of 998 amino acids. Gene Ontology annotation, biological process: meiotic sister chromatid cohesion, centromeric; mitotic spindle assembly checkpoint signaling; protein phosphorylation. The transcript is spliced from 19 exons. Gene Ontology annotation, molecular function: ATP binding; protein kinase activity.
CGGAGAAGGGAAAAGAACGUCAACAGUGAGGCUUUCUAUGAGAAAGCAAUGGAUAAGAACGCUGCUGCUUACCAGAAAACACUGAACAGUCAGGCCCGGUCAGCUGAAAUUGGGCUACACGAAUACAGGACGUUUCAAUCCACAAGCAGGAGCCAGGAAACUGCAUCAAGAGGAGGUCAAAGGCCGCUGAUGGACUCCCGGUUAACGAACCAGAUGUCUUCAGAGAGAGAGGCCACAAUGGACUUCCCAGCCAAAGCGGCGUCACGCAUAACCGUCACCACGACGUCGCGCUCUGAGACGUCCGGUGCCAUCCCCUCCUCCAACGUCACGCUGGUGCCGCAGUACAUGAAGGAUGCGCUCAUGUGUGAAGGAUCCGAGCUGUGCUUCGAGGAAGUGCGAGCUCAAAACUUCUUCCAAAAGUUGCAAGAGAAGCUGGAGAGCAAGCAGACAGCAAGCCGAGAGGACAAGGUGAGGAAUCAGAACAGAAUCGACAGCCUUGCGCUUGAAAUGAAACAUAUCCUGCCGUGCAAGGUGAUAUCACAACUUGGCAUGGGUGUUAAUAUUAUCCUUGCUGUUCACUUCAUCCUUCUCCUUCGCAAUAUUAACUUCAUUGAACAAAAUGGUUGUCCUCAGCUGCCUGUUCUACCGGAACAUUCUCAAAGCUGGUGGCUCCCCACAGCACCCGGCAGCGACACUGCCAGCUCAGAGCAGUUCCAUCAUGCGUCCAUUUUGGCUGAGCAGAGCAAAAGUUUGCCUCAAGACACUUCAGGGGCUGGAGUCAGAAUACCACCAGAAUCAUUGGACGUGCUGCAUGCGUCACAGGAAGGCAGCGCGAGCGUGUCCCACAUCACUCCCAACAACUCACUGGGCUUAGGGCACCCCACUCCAUCGUGGGUGCUUCCGUCUCCCACUGUCAACACACGUGAGGCUCUGGAUGUCGUCAUGGGCAUGUUCCAGGCCCCCACGCUCAUGGAGGACCCUUCCAACAACAUCUCAGCUUUCCUCGCAGGCGGGAAGCCGCUGGAUGACGAGCAGGCAACAUAUGGCCCCGCCCUGCUCGCCGACGUGAGCGCCUCCCAGCCGUUCACCGUCUACCAGGAUGACUGUGACAAAGAAAAUGUCACGGCCGCCCCGCCCCAUGCUGCGCAUAAGAGUAAACCAAUCCGAGGCUUGUCUGAGCUCCCGCUGUCCGAGUGGAAAAAGACCAGCGUGAGUGAGGACAGCCCUCAGGACAAGACGCCUGAGGAGACCACCAUGUGGGGCGCUCGCGACAACGUGCUGAGCUGUCUGGCGGCGUGUCCCAACAGCACCGCUGACUUCGCCAUGUCGGCGCACUGCAUGUCCACGCCGUUCACACACAAAGUUCCCGCCAACAUUUUCCAGGACGAAGCAGACAACAAGUGCGACGGCACAGAAGCGAAUGAAAACGCUUUCAUCAGACGUCAACACAAGCUCAGCCCCAUCAUGGAGCAGAGUCCGUCUGACGACAAGCCGUCCGAAGCCGCAUCCGGUGAGCUUGUGGCUUCCUCAGCGUCACACUGCACCAUCGUGGGGGAGCCGCUCUCCACCACCGCCACCGCCGACUGCCACCUGACUGCCUCCACAUCCACCAUGAUGCAGCUCCCGCCGCCUGCCGUGCUGUCCUUCAGGGAGCAGACGCUCGGCCCCUGUGACUCGUCAGCCCCCAGGACCAGUGGACUUCAUUGGGGCGUGUCCGCUGACCCGGCACCUCCUGCAGACCCCACCUCUGUCAGGGGGCCGUUUAGCAUCCUGAACAAUUUAGAACAAGCCAACCAAAAAGCCUGUGACCUUCUCGCAGCGUCAGACUGGCAGCCCGCCCCCCCAACCCAGCCCAACCUGGAAGCUUUCCCGAGUCCAGGUAGGGGCCUGGAUGUCUGCAUGAGUCCAGAACCCCCAUGUGACGUGCCCAUGAGCCCGACGCCGCUCACCUUGCAUGAUGAGCACAUGGCGAGCCCGGAAAAAGACUCUGCUCCCAGGACAAGGCUGCUAUCAGAUCCAUGGAGCAGCGACCUCAUCUCUGAACUCCUGUCACGUAUGAGCCCGCCUCUCAGCUCACACCCGCAAUACAUCAGCUGGCGGCACAGCCUCCCCAACAUCACGCCCAAGAUGAGCAUCAGCGUGGGAAACUGGUCUCUGCGUGUGGACCGCGUCCUCGGCAAAGGAGCGUUCGCUACGGUUUAUCAGGCCACCAACCCCGAGAGCUCUGAGCAGAUGGUGCUGAAGGUGCAGAAACCAUCCAAUCCCUGGGAGUUUUACAUCAACACUCAGCUGGACGCUCGCCUGACACCGCACACGCGCCACCUGUACAGCCGCGUCCACUCUGCUCACCUUUUCACCAACGGCAGCAUUCUGAUGGCUGACCUGCAUCACUACGGCACCCUGCUGAACGCCAUCAACAUGUACAAGCAACUCGGCGAGAAGGUCAUGCCCCAGCCUCUCGUCAUCUACUUCACCAUCUGCAUCCUGCGUAUCAUGGAAGAACUGCACGCCGUUCGCAUCAUCCACGCUGACGUCAAGCCCGACAACUUCAUGCUGGCACACAAGUUCUUGGAGAACAAGUUUGAGUGUGAGAACUUGGAGCAGGGUCUGGUUCUCAUCGACUUGGGUCAAAGUAUCGACAUGGAACUUUUCCCAGAGGGGACGGCUUUCACUGCCAGGUGUCUGACGUCAGGAUUCCAAUGCACGGAGAUGCUCAACGGGAAACCCUGGAACUACCAGACGGACUACUUUGGGAUCGCAGGCACGGUGCACUGCAUGCUGUUUGGGACGUACAUGCAGGUGGUGAACGAAGGCGGCGUGUGGAGGACCACCGCCGUGUUUCGAAGAAACCCUCACAGCGAGAUGUGGCUGGACUUGUUCCACACGCUGCUCAACAUUCCCGACUGCAGCCCGCUGGCGAGCCUGAGCACCCUCCGCCACCACCUGGAGUCCGUCCUGCAGGACAACUACAGCAGCAAGAUGGCAUCACUGAAGAGCCGCCUGGUGGUUCUCCUGCUGGAGAGCAUCAAGGCCGCUCGCAGAUGACCAAACACCUCCACCCCCACAUCCACCAAUCCGCACACAGCCUGCCUCCCGUGUUACGCCCCCCAGUGACUUUUUAGUGGAGUUGAUGAGUAAGUGUUAUGAUCUUCUGGUGUUGGACGGAGAAAA